CCCAAUCCGGGAAAACAAAACACAACACAAGCAACCGGGGAGUGGAAGUCAUCAUUCGCACAACCCUGCCGCCCGCUCCGGUGCCCUGCUGCCGAGGUCCCGGAUCCGCGGCUUUUGAGAUAUGGGGAAGAGAUGCGGUCGGACCGGGGGGCUCUCUCAGCGGCGGGUCCCUUGAAGUGCGACUCCGUUUUCGAGCUUGAUUUUGCCUAUCUGUCCAUCUCCGCCGCUGCUGGAGAACUACAGGCAUCUCUGCUUCCAUUGCCAGCCAAGAUGCCCCUGCGGUAACUGAGCAAGAUUCCUUUCAGCGCACGGGCAGCGCGAUGGUCCCCCUGUGCUGGUGCUGCCCGACGGCACCCGCCCCAGCCAUGAGCCGCAUGGCCACACCUUCCUACCACUUCAAGAGUUUCUGCGGCGACUUUGAGCGGGUGGAGAGCGCCCUGGAGCGCCUGGAGGCCAGCGGCUUCUACUGGGGCAGCCUGUCGGGGACAGAAGCGAAGCGGGUUCUGACCUCCCAGCUGCCCGGAGUCUUCCUGGUGCGCGACUCCUCUGACCACCACCACCUGUUCACCCUCAGUGUCCGCACGAACACAGGCAUCACCAACCUGCGCAUCCAGCAGCAGGGCUCGGCUUUCCACCUGGAGGCCCUGCCGGGCGCGGGCCACCCCCCAGCGUUUAGGUGCGUGGUCCAGUUGGUGGAGCAUUAUCUGCGCCUGGGGGCGGUGGAAGGGGGUCCCUGCUACCUGGAGAAGGAGGGACAGCCCCCGGUGCCCUUGGCCCUCACGCACCCGCUCUGCUGCAAGGUGCCCACUUUGCAAGAGCUGUGCCGGCGGGCGGUGCGAGCCAGCGUGCAGGGCACGGGGGACACCAGGGCUCAGUUGCAGGACCUUCCCGUGCCCCGGGGACUGCUGAACUCUCUGUGCAGCUAAGAGGGAGGAGGAUGUUGCCCCCUCUAAGCGCCUGCAACGCCGGCAGGGUCUUUCCUUUCAAACAUUCCGUGUACAGUACGCGGCUGCAAGCAAGCAAGCAGGGUUGUGCCGGGGGUGCCUGUUCAUUAUUAUCUUCAUGGAAUAAACGGACUGGCGUAGG
Molecule: messenger RNA, 1086 nt
Organism: Gekko japonicus
Lineage: Eukaryota; Metazoa; Chordata; Lepidosauria; Squamata; Gekkonidae
Product: suppressor of cytokine signaling 3-like
Exons: 2
Coding region: 321-926 (201 amino acids)
Biological process (GO): intracellular signal transduction; phosphatidylinositol phosphate biosynthetic process
Cellular component (GO): phosphatidylinositol 3-kinase complex
Molecular function (GO): 1-phosphatidylinositol-3-kinase regulator activity
Source: RefSeq, a predicted model, not a curated record